UCUUCCUGUCUAUCUCAAUCAACAAUAAAAAAAGAUGAAACCUUUAACAAACGAAAAAAGUUGCUGUUCAGGGUCGUCUCAGUCGCCAGCUAGAUAACUAACGUGACCUAAACUCGAGCACUCUUCACGACAGACUACAGCUAGUUUUGUCGAAGGAGCCUAAACGGCACAGGGCUGACAAACCGGACGGUGUCGCUGUCUGCCAAAACUCCACAACAGAACGAGACGAACGCGAUUAACACAUCAUGCCUCAUUAUCCCCGCGGCAGCAAGUUGCUGCGGACUUGUGUUCCCCGUAGUAGGGCUUUAAAGUACAGUAGCAGCAGUUGCACAUGGCUGCAGGGCGCUAGGUCAGUGUGUAAACAUGCGUGCGGAUAGUAAGCCUGCUUGUAUUUAUGACUGAGUAGGAACACGGGAGGAAGCCUCUGUCUGCUGUAUCACUCACUUCAGUCCCGUUAGAUGACCCGAGUGCUUUAUUGCCGUUCUUGUGCACCGGGGGAACUGCGCGCUAUCCACGGAGUAACGCCAUCGAUAUGUUUCAACAGACCGCCCUGGUUUGAUUUAUAUUUGGGGAGACGAAUUUGACCCCUGGAAUAUUCAUCGAUGACCACAUUACAUGCAAAGAUAUUUUCGUAAUUUAUUUCGGACGGAAAGGCCAAGCAAAGUGUCAGGAAUGCCCCUGUUGCUGCUGCUGGCCGGGGUGAUCCUGCUCUGGUCGGACCCCGGCUCCGCAUCUGAGCAGGCCGAGCUGAUGUUCUUGGGGCAGACCCAGUUCGUGUUCAACGAGAGCAGCGAUGCAGUGGUCCGCCUGGUGGUAAAGAGAGAGGGCGACCCUGUCAACGUCACAGUGCUGGUCUUGCUGGAGGGAGAGGACACGGGAGACUUUGUUUCCAGCACGGCCGCAGCCUUCCUGCUGACCUCAGAGUCCAUCAAGACCAUCUUCAUCGGUGUGGAGGACGACAACCUGCCCGAGGCCGACGAGACCUUCACCUUCAACCUCAGAAUACAGAGCUCGUCCAAUGGCGUGAUACUGGGGACGCCGAACAAAGCCACCGUCACCAUCCUGUCCAACGACAACGCCUUUGGAAUCAUUGCCUUCAACUCUACCGAAGAGAUCACCGUGGAUGAACCAAAGAACGGCAGCCAUCUUGUGCCGCUGACCUUGGUCAGAGAGAAGGGCACGUAUGGAACGGUGACCGUCCACUAUGAGGUGUCCGGGGGUCCGAACCCGGCCAUCGAGGACCUCAGCCCGGACAGAGGGAACAUCACCAUCCCCCCCGGCAUGGCCGUGGUGGUCUUCAACAUCUCCAUCCAGAACGACCAGACCCCCGAGGACGACGAGGUGUUCUGGGUGCGUCUGACGGGCGUGGCGGGCGGGGCCCUCCUGCGGCCCAACGGCAGCAUGGUGGCCCUGAGGGUCCGGCGCAACGACAGCCCGCUGCGCUUCUCCCAGGCCUCGCUGGGGGUCCCCGAGACGGCCGGGGUCAUCACCCUCACUGUCACCCGGGGCCGUCUCACCGAGGGGGGCCCGCUCAUCGGCUCCGACGAUACCGAGGUGUCCGUGGACUACGUGGUAGUCAGCGGCCACGGGGCCGCCAGCGCCACGCCCGCCGUGGACUUCACGGACCUCCAGGCGGUCCGCACGCUCACCUUCCCGCCCUUCGUGUACGAGGCGCAGCUGCAGUUCAACGUGAGCGACGACGCGGUGCCGGAGAUCGCCGAGUCGUUCAGCGUGGUGCUGCGGGAGGACAGCGUGCGCGGCGACGCCGUGCUGGUGGCACCCGCCGCCGCGCUGGUCACCAUCGAGCCCAACGACAAGCCGCACGGCGUGCUGUCCCUGGUCGCCGCCGCCGCCGCCACUCCUGGCCGGCCGGUCAGCAUCAACGAGGACGUCACGCAGAGAUUCGAGGGGAUCUCCGUGGUGAGGAACGGGGGUAACCACGGCGAGGUGUCCGUCAACUGGACCGUGAGCCGUAACUCCACCCCCGGCGUGCCCGUGUCCGACGACCUGACGCCCGCGGCGGGCACGCUGCUGUUCGCCGCCGGCCAGACCAGCGCCGUGCUGGUGCUGGACGUGGUCCCCGACAACCUCCCCGAAGAGGCAGAGGCCUUCCUCCUCCGGCUGCUGCCCGACACCGUGACCGGGGGAGCGGAGGUGGAUGAGCCCAUGGAGGUGGUGUUCUACCUCCGGGACAGCGACGACGUGUACGGCUCCUUCGGCUUCGACCCUCGGGAGGAGCAGAGCAUCCAGAGCCACCUGGACGGCCGCUUCCUGUCCCUCAGCUUCCUGCGGCAGGGCGGGGCCCUGGGGGCCGUGGCCCUGGGGCUGACGGCCCUCUACCUCCCCGCGGGGCCCCUGGACCCCAGCCUGGCCCGGGACCACGUCCUCAACGUCAGCCGCUCGCUCAGCCUGCGCUUCUCCGACGGCCAGCAGCGGGCGGGGCUGGUGCUUCCCAUCAGGAACGACGCCUUCCUGCAGAACGGAGCGCACUUCCUCAUACUGCUGGACAGUGUGGAGCUGGUGGACAUCCGGACCCCCAUCCCCUCCAUCAGCCCGCGGUUCGGGGGGGCUCUCAACCUGACCCUGACCGUGACCCCGGACAUCGCCAACGGGGAGAUCGGCUUCACCAGCAACGUCACGCUGGCGGUCGUUGAGCCGGAGGACGCUAACGCCACCACGGUGUCCCUGCCGCUGCGGCGCGACGGGACGGACGGCCGCGCCGAGGUGUUCUGGAGCCUGCGGCCGGUGGGUGCCGGCCGGGGGGAUAUCACUGCCGACGACCUCCGACCCUUCCGGGGCUCGGUGGUCUUCCUGUCCGGCCAGAGCGACACCUUCAUCAACUUCACCGUCAUGGCCGACGACGUCCCAGAGGUCAACGAGACGCUGCUGCUCUCCCUGGAUAGGAGCAACGUGGAGAACCAGAUCUUGAAGGCAGGCUUCACCAGCAGAGAGAUCGUCAUCCUGGAGAACGACGACCCUGGGGGCGUCUUCCAGUUCUCAGACCAAGGGCCCUGGGUCAUCAACGAAGGGGAGGCGGUGGAGCUGCGCGUGCUGCGGGCGGCUGGCCAGCUGCUGAGGCAGCUGGUGCGCUACACGGUGGCCCCCCAGGGCAGCGAGGAGUUCUACGGGGCCCCCGGCAUCCUGGAGUUCAACCCCGGGGAGCGGGAGGUGGUGGUGGCCCUGGUGGCCCUGCAGGACGGCGUGCCCGAGCUGGACGAGACCUUCUCCGUGGGGCUCAGCAGCCACAGCACUCCACCGAGCCGCAUCGGCCACCGCAGGGAGGUCAACAUCACGGUGCGGAGCAGCGACGACCCCUAUGGGGUCAUCGAGUUCAGCCAAUCAGGGCUGGCGGAGGCCAUCAACGAGAGCAAGGGGAGCGAGACACACCAGGCUUCAUACACCGUCACCAGGAACAGGGGUCGCUUCGGGGAGGUGUCCGUGUCCUGGGUUCUGGAUCCCGGUCACCAUGGAGACAUCAGCCCCACCCAGGGAGUCCUCGUCUUCCUUGAAGGAGAGUUCCUCCAGAACCUGACUGUCAGCUCUAUACCAGACGAGAUCCCUGAAGAGGUGGAACACUUCACCCUCACCCUGACCAACGUGACGGGGGGAGCAAGGCUGGGGAGCGCGCUCAAUGCCAGUCUACAAGUCAACAAGAAUGACGAUCCUAUUUAUUUUGCCGACCCCGUCGUCGUGCGAGUAGAGGAGGGAGGUGUGGCCAACUUCACGGUGGUCAGGGGCGGGCGGGCGGACUUCGUCGCCACGGUGAUGUACCGCGUGGAGUACGGCGGGGACGCCUCGCCGACGGACCUCGCCCCGCUGGGCAACGACACCACGCUGGUGUACCAGGUGGGCGAGUGGGAGAAGAACGUCUCCGUGGCGACGGAGGACGACGACCUGCCCGAGACGGACGAACCCUUUCACAUCCUGCUGUUCAACGCCACCGGGGAUGCUGUUGUGUACGGCGUGCACACGGCCACGGUGGUGAUCGAGGCGAACGACGACGCCAACGGGAUCUUCUCCCUGGACCCCACGGAGAAGGCUGUGGAGGAGGGCGCGACCAACGACUUCUAUGUGAGGCGGGCCAGGGGCCACUUCGGAGAGGUGAGCGUCUUCUGGCGGCUGUACGCCAACGACUCCCUGACGGCGCUGGAGGAGGGCCAGGAGUUCUCCAACACCUCGGGCUCCGUGGCCUUCAGCACCGGGGAGGGGAGCCGGCCCGUCGUCCUGGAGGCCAUCCCCGACAGGCUGCCCGAGUUCAACGAGUACUACGUCCCUCCGACUGGUCAACGUCUCAGGGGGGCACCCAGGGGGGGGCGGCCGGCUGGCCGACGCUGCCCUGGACGCCUCAGUGCUCGUCCCCUUCAACGACGACCCCUUCGGCGUCUUCGCCAUCGCCGACGGCAACCUGGACCAGGAGGUGGCGGAGGACGUGCUGUCGGACGAGGACAUGUCGGACGUGGCGUCGUUCAGCGUGCUCCGGGAGCAGGGCGCCUUCGGCGAGGUGCGGGUCGCCUGGGAGAUCCUCUCGGCCCGCUUCCCCCGCGGCCUCCCCCCCAUGGACGACCUCCUGCUCGCCGCCUCCUUCCCCGCCGCCGUGGAGCUCCGCCCCGCCGACCGGCGGCACCACUCCGGCACGGACGCCCGCGCCUUCUCCGGCGCGCCCGGCGCCCACGGGACGGUGGCCCCCGCCGACGCGCCGGGGCCCCUCGGCAACUUCACCUUCUCCGCCUGGAUGGCGCCGGCGCCGGACACGGACGGCUUCGUGGCGUCCAAGGGCGCGCCGGACGGGCCGCUGUACUACGGGGUGAAGGUGCAGACCAACCAGAGCCACGUCAGCCUGAUGCUCUACUACACGGCCCGGGGCGCCAACCGCACGCAGGUGGCCCGCGCCACGGCCGAGAACCAGAGGGGGGACGGCGCCUGGAUCCACGCGCUGGUCACGGUGGACGACGGCGUGGUGGGGUUCUACCUGGACGGGAGCCCCGUCCCUGGGGGGCUGCGGAGCAUCAAGGGGGAGGGCAUCGCCGACGGUGAGUUGGUUGAUGCACGU
Molecule: messenger RNA, 5050 nt
Organism: Gadus macrocephalus (Pacific cod)
Lineage: Eukaryota; Metazoa; Chordata; Actinopteri; Gadiformes; Gadidae
Product: adhesion G-protein coupled receptor V1
Exons: 21
Coding region: 616-5034 (1472 amino acids)
Biological process (GO): cell communication; negative regulation of adenylate cyclase activity
Cellular component (GO): membrane
Molecular function (GO): G protein-coupled receptor activity
Source: RefSeq, a predicted model, not a curated record